This is a messenger RNA of Candidula unifasciata, 167 nucleotides long. The record is from the annotation of a GenBank genome assembly. NCBI's taxonomy places the organism in Eukaryota, Metazoa, Mollusca, Gastropoda, Stylommatophora, Geomitridae.
CAAAAAGAUUUAGAUAUUAAAAAUAUACUCACGGUUCAUAAAACCAGUGCAAAACUAUUGGCAACAAGAAACAUUCGAGACACAGAAGUGGAACGACUCGGCUGGAUCGUGUUGACAACAAAAUAUGAACACACACCUCGCUCACAGACCGACUUUAAAUCUCGUCG